Leptidea sinapis is the source of this 1041-nucleotide messenger RNA. RefSeq names its product cytochrome b5 domain-containing protein 1. Bases 163 to 942 code for a protein of 259 amino acids. The record is from RefSeq and is a predicted model, not a curated record. Lineage: Eukaryota; Metazoa; Arthropoda; Insecta; Lepidoptera; Pieridae. The transcript has 5 exons.
UUCAAAGAUUUUUGAGUGCAAGAAUCACGUUUAUUUUGAUAAAUUAUUAAAAGAUAAUGUAAGUUCAGUAAGGUAAACGUUAUAAAGCAAUAGUUUAAUUUAAAUAAACUAGUCUCAUUAACAGUACUACAAGGCAGGUUAAUAUCUACAUAACGGAUUAGAAUGAAGUACACUCAGCCAGAGUGGUACACUCCCGCGGAGGUAGCUGUCCACAAUAAGGCCACCGACUGUUGGGUGUCUUUGAACGGUAAGGUUCGGGACCUCACCAAAUGGCUUCAAGCACAGCUCAAGCUCUGCAAGUGUACUAAAACAUGUUCCUGUCCAAUCAAGAAUUGGUAUUGUGGCGACGACUGCGUUGAAUACUGUAGUUGCUUUGAAAGAGGAUUCUUCUACUGCGAUGCUAAACGGUUGGCCAUGACAAUAUUAGCGUAUGCAGGCAAAGACAUUAGCCACUGGUUCAACGGUGAAGAUUGGGUGACAUAUACGCACCCUAUAGUGGGCACUGUGACUCCCUAUCAUAUCCAUGGGCCGGGGUACAGGCAACCAGUUGUACCAUCCACACGCUGGCGGCCACCGACCCAACCUUGGUGGAUGGACGAUGACAAUGUGAUUGGGAAUAUGACGACCAAGACACGGCCUAUUAGAAUUGUUAAUACCUUAACAGGUACUUCCGUGACACUUGAGGUGUGUUCAGAGGAAACAAUAUACCAGAUCAUGAUGCGCUACUUACCCCACAACUCACAUAUGCUGUCAUACACGUGGCGUUACCUCAAUCGCGAGCUUUACUAUGACCGUUCCCUGGAGCAGAACGGGAUUCCGGACGAGCGCGAGGAGUUCAAUCACGUGGCGUUGCCCGAAAAUGUGCACAUACCCGCAUUAUUGCUCUACUACAAUGAUGAUCUUACCGAGGAUCCACGACAUUUGCCUUCAUGUAACAAGUGAACAUUUUUUUUAAACCUACUUACUUGAUUUUUUUUUCUUAACUUGAAAGAGUUUGAAAUAUAUUGAAGUUAUACAUUCAAUUUGGUAAAAAUCAUUUAA